CAGAUGAGAUAUUUGGCGUUGUGGAUGGUGGUGAUGAUGGUCAUAUUGCCAUCUUCUGCCGUCACAGCAAUUUCAAAUAUUUCUUUAGAAAACUGCCCGCAAACAUGUGGGAGCAUUAUUGUUCCUUACCCUUUUGGAAUUGGCCGCCUUGAAUGCGCCAAAAAUGAAUCCUUCCUGCUUCACUGCAACCAGAGUGGCCUUUUCCAGAAGGACAACCCAAUUUACAACAUAUCACUUGAAAACGGCACAUUGACCGUAGGCAUUCCGGCUGCCUACCAAUGCUACAACCAAACUCACCCGUUAGGGCAGCGUUUGAUCCUCAGCGUCGGGGGGCCCUACAGAAUCUCCCACACCCAAAACAGGUUGAUUGGUUUAGGCUGCGACACCGUGGCCUUAAUGAGUGACAAAGAGGGAAGGUUCGGAAGUGGGUGCCUUGCCGUCUGCAAUGACCGUGACGAUAUCGAAAUAGACGGUUCUUGCUCCGUUUUCGGAUGCUGCCAGACUACCAUCCCCAAGCACGUCCAUACAUUGAACGUUACGGCGGGUAGCUUAUAUAAUCACAGUUAUGUUUUGGAUUUCAAUCCCUGCAGUUAUGCUUAUGUGGUUGCAAAUUUCUUCGACAUCUCGGCAAUUAACUUCUUUGAUUACCCAGAAAAAACAAGAACGACGUUGCCUAUGGUGUUUGAAUGGGUGGUCGGAGAGCAGCACUGCCAAGCAAGAGAAGAUCCGUAUGGGUAUUCUUGCGGCCAUAAUGCUAGCUGCUCUUAUUACUUCGAUACCGGUGGUGGAUCUCGUUGCUCGUGUAACCGAGGGUUCACCGGAAAUCCUUAUCUCCUAAAUGGAUGCCAAGAUAUUGACGAGUGCAAAGAACCAAACAAGUAUCAUUGUCAAGGCACUUGCCGUAAUACUAUUGGGAAUUAUACAUGUGACUGCCCGCUCGGCAUGCGUGGUGAUGGCCGCAAACCUGACGGCUGCCGGGGACUUCGUCUGACCACCAUUGCAGCAGUUAUUGCAGCAAUCAUUGUUGUUAUAGUCAUCACCCUCUUUAUUCUCAUUAUUUGCCAAAAGAGGAAGAAGGAGAAAUAUUUUAGAGAAAAUGGUGGUAUGAUAUUGAAGCACCAAAGAAUCAGGAUUUUUAGCGAAGCAGAGUUAAUAAAGGCAACCAACAACUAUGACACUAGUCAAUUCCUUGGAGAAGGAGGCUUUGGUUCAGUUUACAAGGCAGUUGUAGCAGACAACAUCGAAGUUGCUGUUAAGAAGGCCAAAGAGGUGGACAAGGCAAGGAUAAACCAGGAAUUUCAGCAUGAAAUUGGCAUUGUUUCUCAGGUUAACCAUAAGAAUGUUGUGAAGCUCUUAGGCUUAUGUUUGGAGACCAAAGUUCCAUUGCUGGUUUAUGAGUUCAUUUCAAAUGGAACCCUUUACCAUCAUAUCCAUGACAAGCGAUCACAUGUUCUAAGGUCAUGGAAGAAUCGUCUGAGGAUUGCUACAGAGACUGCGCUUGCACUUGACUAUUUGCAUUCUUUAGCAGACCCACCAAUCAUCCACGGUGAUGUGAAGUCAAUGAACAUAUUGUUGGACGAUCAUUACACAGCCAAAGUAUCUGAUUUUGGGGCUUCUGUACUUAUCUCACCAAACCAAACUGGAAUAGGCUCCAAAAUACAAGGAACACUUGGCUAUUUGGAUCCGGAGUACCUAAUGACUGGUAAUUUGACAGCAAAGAGUGAUGUUUAUAGCUUUGGAGUCGUCUUGGUGGAGCUGUUGACUGGGGAGAAGCCUACUUCAGGUGUUAGAGAUGGGGAGAAGAGAAACAUCAUUCAGUAUUUCAUUUUAUCUGUUGAAGAUCAUUGUAUUGCCCAAGUUUUGAAUUUUGAGCCAACCAAUGAUGGGGAAAUGGAGGAAGUAGAAGCAGUUGCUGAGCUUGUGAAGAGAUGCCUCAAUGUUAGUGGCCUAAGAAGGCCAACUAUGAAAGAAGUUGCCGAGGAACUUGCAAGGCUAAAAAAGCUUAGCGAUAACUUUUGGGCUCAAGGGGAAAAUGAAGAAACUGAGUACUUGCUAGGAGAAUCCUCAUCAUAUACUAAUGAAUUUUUAAAUACCAAGAUGGAACAAAUGGAGACCUAUACGGUGCACACAACAUUUGACAUUGAACAGGCAUCAACUCUCGGCAUCUAGUCUUUCCUGCUACUAUAAGCUUCCAUGUGUGAUUAGUUACGACAUUUUCCUAAAAAAUGCUGAGCAUUUGUGAAGGCUUUCGUUGUUACUUGGUUCUUGGUUCUCUAUGUUUAUAUAAGAUAAGUGUUGUAUUUGCUAAAUUUGAUUUAAACAUGUCAAAAAGUCUAUAAAAAUAUGAUUUUUCU
Rubroshorea leprosula is the source of this 2354-nucleotide messenger RNA. NCBI's taxonomy places the organism in Eukaryota, Viridiplantae, Streptophyta, Magnoliopsida, Malvales, Dipterocarpaceae. The record is from the annotation of a GenBank genome assembly.